CUUCUCUGACCAGAACUACUUCUCCCCCAGGUACUAUAUGCAAGGAGUGUGUCGGGAGGGAAGUAAGUGUCUGUUCUCACAUGAUUUAUCUACAAGCAAGUCAUCUACUAUCUGCAAGUAUUACCAGAAGGGACAGUGUGCCUAUGGAGCUCGGUGCAGGUAUGAUCACAUCAGACUGCCUGCACCGGGGGGUGCAGCAGCCCCUGCGCCGCCUCCCCUCUCCUCAGCAGCGGUGCACAACCCUCGCCACCCCCCCGAGCACAGCGCACCCCUUAUCAGGAGCAAACUGCAUGAGACCGGCAAGAGGGAGAAGAAAACACUAGUGCUCAGGGACAGAAAUCUGUGUGGCUUGAAUGAUGAGAAGCAGAAACCCAGUGCCACAAGCGAUGUGGUGUGUUGCAGUGACCAAAAUGAUAACCUAGAAAUGAAGCCCCACUCGUAUUUGGAAGCAAUUUGCAGCGGACUGGAAGAUGCGGUGGCUGGAAGCUCCUGUGCUGACGGGGAGCAGCUGUGUCCCUACGCUGCCGCAGGAGCGUGCCACUUUGGGGAGCGCUGUCUCUACCUCCACGGAGACGUGUGUGAGAUAUGUGGGUUGCAAGUGCUUCACCCUUUUGAUCAGGAACAGAGGAAGGUUCACGAGAUGAUGUGCAUGGCGACGUUUGAGCACGACAUGGAGAAGGCCUUUGCCUUUCAGGCGAGUCAGGACAAGGUGUGCAGUAUCUGCAUGGAAGUGGUGUACGAGAAACCAUCAGCAUCCGAGAGGAGGUUUGGGAUCCUUUCCAACUGCAAUCACACGUACUGCUUGUCUUGCAUCCGGCAGUGGAGAUGUGCCAAGCAGUUCGAGAAUCCAAUCAUAAAGUCCUGCCCGGAGUGCCGUGUGAUAUCUGAGUUUGUCAUUCCCAGUGCUUAUUGGGUAGAAGAUCAGGAGAAGAAAAAUGAGCUGAUUGAAGCAUUUAAGCAGGGAGUGGGGAAAAAACCCUGCAAGUACUUUGAACAAGGGAAAGGAACUUGUCCGUUUGGAGGGAAGUGUCUUUACCUUCAUGCUUAUCCAGAUGGGACACGAGCUGAACCUGAAAAGCCAAGGAAGCAGCUCAGCUCUGAGGGGACUGUGCGGUUCUUCAAUUCCGUUCGUCUGUGGGACUUUAUUGAAGACAGAGAAAGCAGGACUGUGACCAGCACGGACGAUGAAGUAACAGAACUUGGAGAACUUUUCAUGCACCUUUCCGGGGCCGAUGAGGAUUCUGCUACUUCUCAAUAAAGAGAACUAAAGCUCCCAGGAGAGGCUGGGAGCAGCUGCAGCUGGCAGAUGCUGUUACUGAAAGCAGAGGCAGAGCUCAGAUACGGUCCCUCUGAGUGACACUGAAGGUGGCUGGACACAGCAGCUCAGUACCAGCUUUAAACCACGGCAUGGUACAGCAGAGUUCUCUCCAGCACCUUCAGUACACAACCCUAAAGUAGACCCAUGGCUUGAGGACAACGCACAUACCCUGGAAGGGCUGCUCGGCUGCUUAACGCUUCAGAAAGCUUCAUUGUUGAGGCGACACAAGUUAUUUGUGUUGCGAAGCCAAGUGUAUUUAGAGACACUUGUGCAAAACCCCUUACAUCAGCACAGCAUGGAGGGCGCUGCUUUGAUGAUGAAAAACUAGGAUCUGGGUCACUCUCAUAAAGCAAACAGCAGGAACCUUAAUCUGGGAUUCAAAUGUUUCUAAAUGGCGCCAAAUGAGCGACCACAGGAUUAUCUGCUUCAAGUGUUGGGUGGCAGUUCUGGGUCAAAACUGAAGCUGAGAAACAUUCUGGAUGGAAAUGCUGCAUUUCAGUACAGGUUCCAACAGAAGAGGGAGAACACCCCUCUUUGCCAGCCAACACUUCCCUCAAAUUGCAAAUUCUGUUCUCUCUCUUCUGACCUAGGAAAUGUAACUUUUCCACAACUAUUUCCCUCCUGAAGUUAAUUUUUAACAACUCUUCCUGGGAAGUCAGGCCUCAGCCUGUCAGUCUAACACCGCUUGUCAGAACUGGCAGCUGAGGGUGCCGGUUAAAGUCUGACUCUAGGAAGUCUUAUUAAUGUAAUUCCUCAUCACUGCUUACAAAGGUGGAGGAAAAUAAAGCAUCACUAAGAGAGAUCUAGUACUCUAAGAUUAAUGUUCAAGAGCACUUGCCCAGGCAUACUUUACCCCAAAAUACUUAAACAGCCCUUACCUCCCUGCUGAAGCUUGUUUGUACCUGGUCUUGCAUGAUUAUUAUUUUUUUUUUCCAGAGAGGAAUAUUUUCAGUAAUAAAAUAGACCCCAAAAAAGUUAAGGGAGGAGAUGUUCUUUACCUUCAACAAGACAUUCCUGAUUUACUUUGCCCCAAGAUGACAUAAACCAGGUAACAGUAGUCUGAAAUUAAAAAGAUAACUUGUUUUUCAAAGGUAGCUCUGAAAAAACAAAGUUUUAAUUUAAGAGCAGUAAGACUUGGACCUUUUAAAUUGUUACUCAGCAGCUUUAAUUUGAAAUCAAGUGCUAGUCAAAACAAGCCUAUUUAUCAAAAAAUUUUAAUUUUUCAAGAGACACAUAACCUGUUUUAAAAAUGAGGAGUUAAUGGUUUCUUUUUGGAUCUUAGAGCUAAAGUAAAAGCAGUUUACCAUUUCUCCUUUGUUUUUCCUUUUUAAACUUAUUAUAAUGGAGGUAAAAUGAGAGAUAAAUUAUGUUUGGAGAAGGUUGCAGUUAAAAUACCAAGAUUAUUAAUAAAAAUCAUGCAGAAUUAUGGAACAGUUUCCACCAACCCUCAAUUUACUUUUUAGCAAGGACAUUUUAUGGUUAUGCUCAAUUAUCACCUAAGGAUUACUAUUCCACCCUUCUUGUAACAUUAUACAAUAUUCUGAGGACAAAAGGUCUAGAUACUAUUUAUUAAGUGCGUGUCUGGUUUAUGUACUUCAAGUUCCUCUUUCCUUUCAUAGGUGCGUUAGGGGGUUUUCCCUUGCUGCCACUGAGAAGCUGUUUAGACACUACAGGCAGUUAAGGGUCACACAUGCAAGCUGUCAAAAUUCACAGCAGAAGUAUUUUGCCUAACACAUUUUAGGCAGCUGUUUAGACUGAGAUGGUAACAGUGGUUACAGACAUCUUGCCUCUUCACUCACUAGACAGGAGCCCCAUACUUGUCUGUGUGGGCAGAGAAUGACACAAAAUCCCAAGCUGCUAUUCCAAGAAUGGAAACUUGGCUUCCAUUCUUUCCUUAAUCAACAUACUUAAACAGAAUGCUGUUUAAAAAAAUAAAUUCCUAGAUUAAACCACCUGGUGGUUGUCCUCUGUGGAGUUCAGCCAAGCCAAAACGUUCCCUUCUACCUAAGUAAGCAACAAGUUCACAGAAGAUAAAACGCAAAGCAGAACUGGUGCAGGUAAAUAACGUGGUAGUACAUCAGCGUAGGUAUCUUAAGUAAAUGCUGCCGGAAGAUUAUUACAGUAGAAUAAAAACCAUCCUGUACUGGAAGUGAUUUGAAGCCUCUAGGUUGUCUCAUCAAAUGUGUUUUUACUUGAACUGCUAUUACCUAUCCUUGCAACUUUUUAAACAUUGUUCAGAAUGUAAUUUUCUGCGUUUUUCAAAUGGAGAUGUACAUGUCAGAACUAUGGAUGACGACAUUAAAUGAUGACAUUGAA
Athene cunicularia (burrowing owl) is the source of this 3634-nucleotide messenger RNA. It is a transcript of the gene MKRN2, whose product is annotated as makorin ring finger protein 2. The transcript is spliced from 8 exons. NCBI's taxonomy places the organism in Eukaryota, Metazoa, Chordata, Aves, Strigiformes, Strigidae. Gene Ontology annotation, molecular function: ubiquitin protein ligase activity; metal ion binding. Gene Ontology annotation, biological process: protein polyubiquitination. The coding region runs from base 38 to 1258 and encodes 406 amino acids. The record is from RefSeq and is a predicted model, not a curated record.